Molecule: messenger RNA, 5222 nt
Organism: Cydia pomonella (codling moth)
Lineage: Eukaryota; Metazoa; Arthropoda; Insecta; Lepidoptera; Tortricidae
Exons: 3
Coding region: 279-731 (150 amino acids)
Source: RefSeq, a predicted model, not a curated record
AAGAGGGCAGCCCUCAGUCCUCUCGCCUUCUCCGCGCUAUCCACACGCGCGCGUACAGUGCCAACAAUUGUAUGAAAAAACGUGCUGUGUUCCAAUUUAUCACAUAAAAACUAUCGGAUUUUCACUCCUGUAAGUCAUUAUCCCUUAAGACGCAGCUGCAGCCUGGCAAAGCGGCCAGUCUACAAUACCCGGCCUUCGCAGAACAUGGAUGUGUAACUAAGUCCCACAAUGAGGUGUCUGUGAUCUAAGCACAAGAGGCGGUCGCCUACGAAAUCAAAAUGACGUCAGAGCGCGCCAUCCCGCAUCUGCGGGACAUCUUCGGUCUCAACCAGCAAUAUGAUACCAAAAGUUUCGAAGAUGACGACAAAGGCAAGAAGUCCAAGAAAAAGAAGGACGACUACCGCACCUACACAAACGGUGACGUCAAAACCUUAGAACGGCACCUCAGCAUGAAGAAGACUAUACGGAAGAAGAUCAUGCGGGAUCUACAGCAGGCGUUCGUUGAAGACCCUAACGAGUUUAAGGUCGAGAAUACGAGCCCUGAGAAAUUAAAGGCGGAAUUAAGCGCCGAGGCUGUGAAAAUUGAGAAAAACGUACGGAAGAAUGAUCCGACGUUCCUGGAUAUGCUACGAGGAGAGACGAGGGGUGAGGAGACCAGGGAGGAGCAGCCGCCGGCGGAGAAGACGAGCUUCUGGCGGCGGCUCACCAUGAAAAAUAAGAACAAGAGAUAAAGCAUACAUUGCCGAUACUCCAUUCUCAUCAAGCUUACUGGCCAUCUAAAAGAUUGAUAAAGAAAAUGUUUGGCAAAAAAAAUGGCGCCAACUACCUACGAUAUUAAUGUGAAUAUGGAGGAAUUAACUGAAAUUAAGGAUUAAUUUACCGAUAGAAGCACAUUUUAACAUCAGAAUACUGAAACCCUCGAUCAGUCAAAAUCAGAUCAGUGCACUGGUUACUUUUAUAAUACUUAUGCAAUAUGUAUAUAGAUUGGCCCAAGAAUACGUUGUAUGUAGGAAUAUUUUUUUUAUGUGACAUAUUUUAUAAAAUAUCAUAAAAAUUUAAACUAUAUACAAUCCUUUGACUGAUCUCCGAAAUGUUCUCUUUUAGCUUUGUUACACUAACGCAAAGGUGUGUUAAAAUUAUCAACAUUAUGCCGGAGGAAAAAAAAAUGUCAAUGUAUUUUUGGGCGACCGUGUAUUUGGUGCUUACGUCACAAUAUGUCAUUGUAUUUGACUGAGUAAGUAUGUACCUAUAUUGUUUGUUUUCGGGUAGUUUGGUGCCACCUAUCGAAAUUCGUCAACCGUAGGUACUCGUAUUAACUCCACGGUCUCGUUGUUUAUUUAUACAAUCUCGUGAUUUACGAAAACAUAUUUGAAGUGAACUUUAAAUCUAAGACUGUAUUUUGGAUGUUGGCAUAGACUAUUUAAAUAGACCAGUUUUGUACUUAUUCUAUGUCAAUUACUCGGAUAAUAUUUAUUAUUAUUGUAUAGUAAGUUUUGGACUUCUGAAAUGUACUGAUUAUUCAAUCGUUUUAUUGAUAGCUCGAGUGUAUAAAUUAAGAGAUCCGAAGGAAGGAAAAUCACCUGUUGUAGUAACAUUUAACACAUACCUACAUAAAACCUUUUCCGGAAGACUAUUAAUUUAGGAAUCAAUAUGUCAUGAUUGGUUUUAAUUUAAAUGAGUUGGCUCACGUACAUGUAAAAUUAUAAAGCUUUAGAAUAAUUAACGAAUGGUAUAUUUUUGCCCAUCUUGCGACCUUAAGAAAACUAAUUUGUACUAAAUGUUCCAUAUUAUUUUCUAUCAAAAUUAAUUAUAAUAUAUGUUGGGAAUUAACUUUUUCCAUAUUUUAGUGACAUUUUAACUCUACUGAAUCGAUCUCGAAAUUGGUCAAAACAAGUUAAGUGACUAGUUUCAGGAAUUUCAGGUAAACAUGAGUUGAUUGGUGUAAAUGUUAAUACUAUUAAAAUUUUUAAUUGAAGUAUCCCGAAUGGAAUGGAAUGGUUUCUUAGGUGUUUUUGAAACAGAACUAUACAUAUACUGCUGUAGGGUCAAACACAAAACUGUGUUCACGUCUUUCCUGUAGACGUACCCAAAAAUCAAGGGCUUCAAAGAUUAAUUAUCUUAUUUAACCCCUAUCCACAUAAAAAGGUACUCCUUUUAUUUGGAUAAUUAUGAUAAAAUCAUUACUUAACUACAUGCCCACAAGCUGUUAACACAUGUCCACAGGACAGAAAACUUAUGUGUCAGAACUAUACAGUUUUCUCUCCUGUGGACAAAAGCUAACAGCUUGUGGGCAUCUAGGUAAUGAUUUCAUCAUAAUAAUAAAUUAAAAAAAACCUUUAUAGCCACUUUUAGGUAUGUCUACAGGAAUGAUAGUGAACAUAGUUUUGAGUUUAAGCCAGUAAUCGUCUUAUAAGAUCCAUAAUUUUAUUACUACGUAUUUCAUCUCUUCCUUGCUUUAAUAUAAAAAUGCGGUUGCAACAUUACUCGAUAUUGGAAUGGUACUAAAGUUCUUAAUGUAUGUACCGGACAGCUAGCAUAUACCCAUUUGAAAAUAUAUUAAGUACCUAUGUAAUGUACAGUCAGCAUCAAUAUUAGUAGAUGAAAUAACUUAUAAUACUUUUCUAAAUAGAGAUUUACAAUUCAGUAUAUCUACAAUUCCCGUUUUAAAAGUAUCUGCCACAGUGUAAUUGUUCUUCAUAUAGAGACAUCUGUUUCUGCAAAGCUGUUAAAGAAUUUAACGCGUAUGAUAUGCUAGUUUUGAUGCUGACGGAAUAUAUGGAUCAUUUAGAUUUUUCUAUAUAAGUGCUUUUUCGCAAUAACUGCCCAAAAACGUUAAAAGCUUACACAACUGUUCGUCUAAGAUGGUCAAUUAUUUAUCGUCCUACCCCGUAGCCAUCACUUUCUUACAAUACAAGAAUGUGUCCAAAAAUGACGCAUUACAUAACACAAUUGACGAUAAAAUUGCAACCAACAUAUACUCGUACGUAACCUUCUGGCCGCGAUACCGUUUAUCAUUCGACAAAGAUACCCAUUUUUAAUCUUUUACCUAUGUCCUACCAUUAUGAUACUCGUAUAGAAGUAACGAUGUUCUAAAUCAUGUAAUAAGUACUACUGGAAGUCUUAAGAUUCGCUUGUUUUACAAGUUACAAGAUAUCAUAAAAAUAGCGGUCUACGAGUAUGUGGUAGGCACUACUGCAUCAAAUCAAACCUGAUGUAAUUUCUGGAAAUAUUAAAAAUGUGGAUGUUGGUAGGGUCAGGCCAGGCCAAGGAGAGGCAAGGUUAUGAUAGCACAAGUGUUAUUUAAAACGUCAAACUUCUAUGAUGAUGUAUAAAUACCACUUACACUGCGUUUGCUAUCAAAUUCGUUGUUCGUCUUGGUCUGACUCUAUCACCUCUUCUUAGUGAUUGGGUACCUACUACUUACAGAAAAGAUAAAGGCAAAAAUUUACAUCUGUUGUUAUGUGACCCUGUAAAUAUGUAAAAGGAUCAGCUUUUUUUCUAAAAAAUGGAAUCGAAAACGGAGUUUCGCGUUUAGUUAUCUACAGCUUUGUGUAAUAGUUGUGUAGGCUUUCAAAUUCCUCUGGAAUUUAAUGUUUCAAAUUCUAGUUUAAUAAUCGCAUAAUAUUAAGCAAUGCCUUCACUGGAGCACUACUUAUAUGGACUGUCAAACUGCAUGUUAACUCGUUUGGUGGGAACGGAGCCUCAGCAAUGUCAGCAAUGCUCCGCUAUUGUUACUUAUAAAAUAUCUCGUUCUACAUGUGAUGUAACGUUAAGUCGUUUAUGUUAGUUUUAACGUGCAUGCGGUCAAACACACGGUGUUACGGAGUGAAUUUAUCACAUCAUAAGAGGAUGUAUAACGAAAGUAUAUAACCGGUCUUCGUGAAAAGUAUAUGAGCAUUGUGGGGGCCUAGCCAAGAUGAUAAUCUUACCUUGACAAACGUCAAACGAAAAUAAAAAAUGGGAUCACGAUGCUAUGAAAUGUCAUGUGAAUAUUUCAAUACAUAUACAAUUUAAAUUUCAGUUGGCGUUUUCUAUCAACGAUUGCCAUCUUGGCUAGGCUCCCUGGCCUUCAUCCUUUCAAUUGAAAUGUAAUGGGCUGGGUAGUAAAGCUGGAAAGCUUAGAAUUUCAAAUGGUUGGAUUAAUUCAGUGAGAUUGAACCGGUGGAUAUAAUUCAUAUUGCAUAAUAAUUUGUAAAUAUACAACACAUAUUACUUAUAUUAUAAUAUGAUAAUGAAAAUAAAACAGGCAAAAUAUGAUAUAUGUAAAAUGGUUUGGCACGAAAUGUCUUUAAAUAGUGUUCGUAAUUACUAAUUAGUGGCAGAUAGAGAAAAAUUAUCGCCAUUAUAUGUGUGCCUAUGUCAAUACUGAGAUAUUAAAAAAUUACGUGUACCUAAAAAUUGGAGCAUAUACGAGCUUUUUACCUAUUUUAUACCUAAGCAGCUAAGCUUCACUUGCUUACACUAAUGGGUACCUAUCUAACCAAUUAUUUUAGAACGUGUCCGAUUGAUAAUCUGAUCGAAAUGUAUUCAAAAUAAGUUGAUUGUUUUUUGCUGAAAGUGACUGUGACAUGUACUUAUCUAAAGUCUAAUAUAAGUUGAUGGCAAAAAAAAACAUUUUUGAUACAAGCUUUUAUUGCUGACUGUACAUUUUUCCACAGGCAGCAUCGAGACAAUUCUAAAACCCCAAACACAAUUAGGUUGCGUUGUUUUAUCACAGAGUUCUUAUGGCUACCUCCUGUCUCCAUCAUCAGAUCAGCUUGAUGGUACAAUAAUAUUACAUUAUCACCCGACUUACAUAUGUAUGCAAAUUUACAGCUUUAUCGGAAAGCGGCAAAUUUAACUUGCAAGAUUUGUCCCAUACAUACUAACAGGGCAAGUUAAAUAAAAGCUUGUAAAAACAAAAUAAAAUUUUAAUGGUUGGAAUGUGGACUUUAAUGAUUGGAUUUUAUGGAAUUUUAAUGGUUGGAUUUUAUAGAUUUUUAGGGUUUUAUAAUUAUUUUGGAUUAAGUACAAAAAUUCACAAACGUCAAAUUUAUUGGUAUUGGGUACAAAAUGAACUCGGUGAAAAUCAGCUGUGUUUGACUGUAUACACAUAUGUAUUUUAGACAUAAGUAUCUAAUGUUGUAAGUGGUAAUUGUAUAUGGUAGGUUCGUGGCAAUUCCUAACAGUUUGUUGUGACAAUUUUAGGUAUUACUGCAAUAUAAAUAAUUUUACAAAUUUAA